Messenger RNA from Linum tenue, 2671 nucleotides. NCBI's taxonomy places the organism in Eukaryota, Viridiplantae, Streptophyta, Magnoliopsida, Malpighiales, Linaceae. The record is from the annotation of a GenBank genome assembly.
CGUUUCGUUUCGCAGGGUCGCGUUUUAGUUUGGCUGUUGCAGUGAACGCCACUCGACUGAUUGGCGCCUGUGGCCGUCUGUCUGAAUUUUAACAGAAGUGCAGAACUGCAAAGCCUCGGCUUCUUCUCUCUCAAUCUCUCGCCGGAGAAAUUUCAGGUAGCUGACACUUGGAAUUAUGGCCAGGUCGUUUUCGAGCUCCGGUAGCUUGUUCAGGCUUCCAGGCCUUCUCAGGCAGCUGGAGCAAGAGGUGGAAACGGUGGUCAAGGUGCUGCAGCCUGGGCCACUCGGGAUAAUCGAGCACAAAUUCUCAAACGAGGAGAUACGCGAAGCAGAUGCUGCUGUCCGACGGGCCGUCGAGAACUGGCGAAGGAAUGCUAACCUUGAGCAGAACAUUCUCAAGGAUUUUAUUCAGAAAUGAUUUAUCCUUGCGUAGUUGUUUUCUGUAAGCUCUUGUCAGUGUCUCUGUUUGAUUACUUCGCAGUCUUGAUUCUCGUCUAAGAAAUUCAAUAGUUGUCAGCAAAAAAAAUAUGUGUGGUGAAUUGGUGAUGCAUGCAAAUCCUGGAAUUCUCGUCUAUUGACGGUUUUGUGUACGCUUGUGAAUGACAAAGUUGAAUCCUUAAUGGAUUUAUGUUAAUGGAGUAAUUCUCAGAUCUUUUGUUCUUCUGGGUCAUCAUUUUUGCUGGGAUGCUGAUGUUUCCAUUCUCCCUAAACUAUAGACGAUGGUUUAUUCUGUUGCUUCCAUCAAUUGAAUAUCCAUAGCAAAGAGGGACUUGGGGAAAAAAAUGAAGAAGAAGAGAGACAAGAAAAGUAGGGUGUUUUUCUUUUUGUGUGUGAUGGGGGUGGGUGGUUGCUAGUGCUCAUUGUUUUGCAUCUACAGAAUCGAACAGAUGUUUCUCAAUACAGUGGUCUUUGUGGGAUGCUUAGAAACAUGAGGAAAUCAGCUCAAAUAAAGCCAGAGUUGGCUGAGAAUGACAUGACAGACAUUGGGAAUUUCUUAUCACAUAAUUUUGCAGGUGGAUGAUUGCAUCUGGGAUAUGUGAUAUCUGUACAUACACCCAAGCAAGAUAAGAUGUAGUCUUUACUUUGUUCUCAUUGCUUUUAUGCUGGAGUGUUUUAUCUUUUUUCUUUUGGUGUGUACUUGUUGUUAACACCCGAAAAUGAUUGUGCGAGUGACACGUUCGUUUGAUGCGGUUGCUUGCCUUUGCCAACUGAUCCCUCUUCCAUCGAGGAACAAGAAUAUAUAUAUGGAUUAGGAAGUUUCAUUAUCAUCAUCAAUCAUUCUUCAUUCUUUGCUUCACAACUUGCUCAGUGUCUCGUUAGCUUUAAUUCAAUUACCCGUCAAAAGUUGCAUUUCUGUGCUUUAGUUUUAUUCUUCAUCAGGAUAGUAGCAGUAAUUAUCUUAGAAUGUAGGCUGAUUUGUGGAUAUCAUUGCACCCAUAUAGAUAUUCUAGCUGGCUUGCCUUCUGACGAUCGGUUACAAAGUAGCUCUUCCAUUAUCUGCAGCCAGAUAUCUUGUUUAUUUGAUAUUUUAUCUGUUACAGUAGAAAAUAUUACAGUGUGUUUAUUGAACAGAGAAGAUCACAGUCCUGCCAUCCUGAAAAAAGACAGUUCAAAGAGCAGAGCCUCGGUAUGGAACUAAACCCAGGCUCUUUAUCAUCCCUUUGCUUAUUUAACGCUUUUGUUGAACUCACGAGACAGAAUUAUGAUAUAAAUUCUUUUUCUCCAGAAUUUAAGAAUCUACUUCAAAGCCACAUGGCACCAGCUUCCAUGAGCAUUGGAACAAGUCGGUUCUGGAGGUGGAGGUUCAUCACCUGCUUCUCACUGCCGAUCAACUUUUGACCGAUGAAGACAGCUGGCACACUGGGUCGGCAACCCAGCUGGACCAGUGCCCCCUCGAUCUGGGAACCAUUGGAGAUUUGAUCCAGCUCGUAGAUUUGUGGGUUCGCUCCGAACCCAGAGACGAGUGUAGUGAUGGAAUGGCUCAUGCAGCAAGAGCUCUUAGUGAAGAUUACCAGUGGAGAAGAGCAUUAACCCCACACCAGGCCAGCUUCCUUCGAAAUGUGAGCAUAGUUCCCAGUCGAUCGGAGAGCAGUGUAGAAGUCCUACUCGACGUUGGACUGGGAGCAGAAGUUUGCUGGAAAGAAUCCCAGAUGAUCAUAAUGGGAUGAGAGACGCAAAAAGCAUGCCGAAAGCUCGAUGGCGCCUUUCAAAAAGAUGAAAUUUGGAAGACGGGGAAAAUAUCCACCGGCAUGCAUAUGGAUUAUGGACAGGGAUGAGAACCCAAUUCAUGUCCAACAAGUGUUCAACGACGUACACAUUUUAUUGGACAUGCGUGUUCAGCCCCUCCUCAAUGAAUUAGUUCCAUUAUCUCUUUAGCAAUUUAUAUACCAUAUAUGGUCACUUCUAUGUCACCGAGUUCGGCUAUGGUGUUGAUGGGGGAAAAAAUGUGGGUAUGCGAUAUGACUUUUAUCAAAGUGAUUGCUGUUUCCAUGUUUAACAGAAAGAGAGUGUUUGAUGUAUGUGGAAUCUGUGUUAAGUUGCACUAAUUUUAUCAAGAUUUCUUCAGAGAUCUGAUGCUAGAAGUAUAAUUGAUUAUGGAGGACUCUUAAUGAAAGGAGUGCUCUUAUAGAGGAAAAAUAAUAAAGGGUUAAUAUAUUUGUAUGAUCCGAAU